AUGUUUAAUAGUUACCAGUACGAUAAGUAAUUGGCAUUCACAAAAGAGAUAGACAAAAUCAAAAAGGAGUACAUAAAGUAAAGGGAGAAUCGUAAAGAACUUAAUCAAAGAUUAUCCAAAAACUAUAAGAAAAGAAUAGAAAACUUUCUGAUAAACAUGUUGGAGUAACCUAUCGUAUGCAAUGAGUACAAGCCACCUGAGGCAUAUUAAUUUAGAGAUGAAGAUCCUACAAAGAAUCUUGGAGAUCCACAAAUAUAUGUUAAAGGAUUUAAGCAUGAAAAGGAUAGAAUCCAAGAAGCAUAGGAGAAGAAUAACAGUUUGGAUUUCUUGCCAAAUUUAAAGGCAGGAAAAUAUUGCUUUAGAGAAAGAGAUCCUUCUAAAGACAUAAAAAGAGAUGUUUUUAGAUAUAGAGAUAAAACUGCCUUAGCAAGAAUAGAAUAAUUUUUGAAAGAUCAUACUCAAUCUCAAGUGGAGAACAUGAAAUUUGAUAAUAAAAAGAUUCUCAAUAUAGAACAUUUUUCAGAAGGCAUGUCUUCAUUAGAAAGGAAGGCAUACUUAUCAAGACUGAUAGCAAAGAAUUUGCUACCAUCAUUACAUAAUAAAACUCAUUUUUAGGCUGCUCAAACUAUGUACAAUAAUCUACCAUGUAAAUAUAUAUAAAAAUACUAAGUAUCUAUAAUGGAUCAUGCACGAUCACUUCCUUAGGUUCAUACAUAAGAGGAUAGCAAAAGAAAACCGCCUACAUCUCAAGAAAGACAAAAAACUAUCUCAUACGAAAACUAAAACAAACAGGAGGACAAUGGAACUUAGCCAAAACAAGGCAAUGAAACAGAGACUUUCAACCCUGUUGAAACUUCUAAAUAAAUCUUAAAGAAAUGCAAUAUAAUUAAAGAAAGAAAUAGCAAAGCUCCUAUAGUUCAUUAAGGCUCUGGACAUUUAAUUUCCACUCUUGAUAAAUCCAUUUCAGUAAUCUAUAAGGAACUCUAUAAAGUAGAAAUUGGAUAAUCGAAAUUACGAUGA
Molecule: messenger RNA, 1020 nt
Organism: Paramecium tetraurelia
Lineage: Eukaryota; Ciliophora; Oligohymenophorea; Peniculida; Parameciidae
Exons: 3
Source: RefSeq, a predicted model, not a curated record